UAUGAAUGGCGCCGUGAUUCCCGUGUUUACAACGACUUCUCCUCACAUUUCCUCGGCAUUUAUCAUGGAUAACCGACUUACUCGAUACGAAAAGAUCGAUUUCUUGGGUGAAGGACAGUUUGCGACAGUUUACAAGGCUCGUGACACGGAAACGGACGAAAUUGUCGCCGUAAAGAAGAUAAAAGUUGGAAGUCGGGAGGAAGCUGCCGAUGGAAUUAAUCGCACAGCGUUACGUGAGAUAAAAUUACUGCACGAACUGCAACACGAGAACGUCAUCGGACUUCUGGAUGUCUUUGGGCACAAAUCAAAUGUGUCUCUCGUGUUCGAUUUCAUGGAUACCGAUUUGGAAGUCAUCAUCAAAGAUUCCCGUAUCACGCUGACACCGCCAAUUAUCAAAUCUUACAUGAUUCAAACGCUUCAGGGACUGGAAUAUUUGCAUUUAAAUUGGAUUUUGCAUCGUGACUUGAAGCCCAACAAUUUACUCGUCAGCUCAAAGGGAAUUUUGAAGAUUGGGGAUUUUGGUUUGGCGAAAUUUUUCGGCUCGCCGACAAGAAUUAACACAAAUCAAGUCGUUACGCGAUGGUAUCGAUGUCCAGAAUUGCUUUUUGGUGCCAAGCAGUACGGAACGGGGGUCGAUAUGUGGGCUGUGGGAUGCAUUUUGGCAGAAUUAUUGCUGCGAGUCCCCUUUUUGCCGGGCGAAAGUGAUUUGGAUCAGUUAACAAGAAUUUUUCAGACUCUCGGAACACCAACGGAAGAAAUUUGGCCAAAUAUGAAGCAACUUCCCGACUAUAUUCAGUUCAAAAUGUUUCCAGCGAUUCCGUUGGCGAGUAUUUUCACGGCAGCGGGAAAUGAUUUGUUGAUGGUAGCUGAGAGACUUUUGGCGAUGUACCCGUUGGCGCGUUGUACGGCAACUGAAGCCCUCAAAAUGCCCUAUUUCUCGAACAAACCGGCGCCAUGUCCGGGCGAUAAGCUCCCGUUACCUUCGAAUAUUAGUCAAAAGAUCGCCGAUGAGCGUCCGAGUUUGAAACGGAAGCUGUUGGAUGCCGAAGGAGGAACAAAACCGAAGAAAUUGCAAUUUUAAAUCAACUUUGUUAGCGAAAUACAAAAUAAUUUUUUAAAAUUUA
Molecule: messenger RNA, 1124 nt
Organism: Culicoides brevitarsis
Lineage: Eukaryota; Metazoa; Arthropoda; Insecta; Diptera; Ceratopogonidae
Gene: Cdk7
Product: cyclin-dependent kinase 7
Exons: 2
Coding region: 2-1081 (359 amino acids)
Biological process (GO): positive regulation of transcription by RNA polymerase II; protein phosphorylation
Cellular component (GO): transcription factor TFIIH holo complex; cytoplasm; nucleus
Molecular function (GO): ATP binding; RNA polymerase II CTD heptapeptide repeat kinase activity; cyclin-dependent protein serine/threonine kinase activity
Source: RefSeq, a predicted model, not a curated record